AUGACGCAUCAAGUUGCGCAGCAUUUGAGCACGCGCUUGCAACUACACCUCCGUAUUGCUCACGAGCGCAUCAACAUUGCGUUGCGCGAGGCGCGUCUCCCGGCUCUAUCAGCUCAUCCACCCGACUCGGGCGACCUCGACGAGGCCAAGAUCGAGCGCAUCUCGCAGCUUGUUCUGCGUCAGAAGCUGACACCCGAGGCAACCGUCCGUCUCUUGCGGGGUCAGUGUGUGGCAGAUCCACGUCCAAAUAAAGCGCUCUUCCCCGCCGAGUUGGAGCGCAUCCUUCAAGGCUACCCGCAUCGUGCUGACCUCCUGGCGGUAGCAGCAGCUGGCUUCGCGAUCCCCACGCGAUCGAUCGCGCUUCCACCACCCUCGCGUCAGAAGAACCACAAGUCGGCAGAAGCGCAUGGCGCUACCGUGCGGAAGCACCUAGCAGAUGGUCAAGCUCGCAACGAGUACGCCUUCUUUACCCAGGGUGUCCUCGAUGCAUGGUCAGCGGCUGGCCACAACAUACAUCUGAGUCCGCUGGGUCUUGUCCCGAAGAAUGACGCCAGCCUCAACGUGGACGGCCGCGUCAUUCAUGACCUAUCAGCACCCGCAGGCUUGUCGGUCAACGACGCAACCGACAAAGACCUCUUGCCGGACGUCCGUUGGCGACGCAUCACCGAAGUCGCGUCGCGCAUCAUCGCGCUGCAUCUGCGUUUGACGGACGACAUGACCAUCGUGGGCAUGGCCGGCGACGUCAAGAGCGCGUUCCGGCAUCUGCGCGUGGCUGCCGCGGACGCGCAUUGGCUCGGGGCACAAGUACCAGGGUCUAGUCAUUGGGGUUUAGACCUCUCGGGGCCGUUUGGUUGGUGUGGGAGCCCACCGUACUACGUCGUCUUUGGUCGGGCAAUCUCCCAUCUCGUCUCGCAGGAGUCACCUCACUCACUCAACCCGUGGCGGGACCAGGACACCGAGCCCUUCUGGACGCUGGAAUGGAUGGACGAUCACAUUCUCAUCGAGCUGGUCUCGCGAACGCCCGACGGCGUGGUGCCGAUCCGGGCCAGUGCGGCCGAGACAUCUCUACGCCUCGCCAUGCUGGCCAUCCUAGGACCAACAAGCAUCAAUGAGAAGAAGUUCAAGGCAUGGUCGAGCGACCUCCACGCGUUGGGGCUUAUUUGGCACCUCAACGACGCAGCCGUCUCGAUGCCUCCGGGGAAGGUCGAGAAAGCCAAACACCGGGUGGACGCCCUCGUGCAUAAAGGCACGGCUCGCAAGACGGACCUUCUCCAAGCUCUGGGCUCGCUCCGCCACGUCUGCUCGUGCGCACCGGCAGCCCGAGCCUUCUACCAACGGCUGCACAACGUCGCGGUGCGGGCAGACAAGUACAAGACCUUUCGACUCCCGCCGACCGCACUACGCGACCUUGAGCUUUUCCAGGCCAUUCUGGCGCAGGCUGACUUUGCUCGCGUACCCGCGGCCAUCUUCGAUCGCUCCUCCGAGCCCGACUUGCACCUCGACGCGUCAGCGCAGCCUCCCUUCUCGAUCAACGUCCGGGAGCAUUUGAGCCUAUGCCUCGCGGUCAGCAUAUGGGCGCCGCUCUGGGCGGUCGACAACCGAGCAACGGUCCACGUGCACGGAUGGAUCGACAACGCGUCGAGCGUCGCAUGGACGAACAAACUCGCAGCCGAGAGCGUCUUCGCCCAGGAGCUCAACCGCCGCCUGGCGCUCGCGCAAGCGGUGCACCGUUUACACGUCACGGCGGGCCACAUGGAAGGAGCACGCAACACGAUGGCAUACCACGGAUCACGCAGCCUCGAGGAACCGCAUCGGUCCGCGUGGCGCCGCCUCGCCACGGGUUGGCAGGCAUGGGAGGUACCCGCGCACCUCCGCUUCAUGUACCGGCAGUCAUCCGCGACUUCCAAGACGCUGCACUGGCCACGAGCACGCGAGGAAGGCUACCAUCCAUGGCUCUCACCCGACCAACGCGAGCAGUCCAAUGGCCUCAUCAACUACGUCCUCUACCUCCGCGACCAAGGAAACUCGGCGGGCACCAUCCGAUCCAAACUUUGCGGCGUCGCUUGGCAUCAUCAAGUGCACCGAGGGUACAACGUGGCGCUGGAACCCGACCAUCAGCUCGUCCUCCGAGGCAUUGAACGAACCGAUGGACCCGCCCAACGCAAGGAGCCCGUCAGCAUCGGCAUGCUCUGGCAAAUGCGUGCCGGACUCGACUUCAACGUCCCCCAGCAGCGCUCACUCUGGGGGGCUGCGCUGCUGGGUUUCUUCUUUCUCCUGCGCAAGUCCGAGUACUUGCACGAAGGAGCCAGACCCGCCAUGCACGGCAUCCGGGUCAAGGACGUCCGGUUCACCACCCGCUUCGAGACACUCGAAGACUGA
Molecule: messenger RNA, 2379 nt
Organism: Saprolegnia diclina VS20
Lineage: Eukaryota; Oomycota; Saprolegniomycetes; Saprolegniales; Saprolegniaceae
Exons: 4
Coding region: 1-2379 (792 amino acids)
Source: RefSeq, a predicted model, not a curated record